AUGAUUAUUACUGGUGAUGACCAUGGUAGUAUUGAGUCUUUGAAGCAUGAUCUAGCUCAUCAAUUUUCUAUGAAGGAUUUGGCCUUGCUGCGUUAUUUCUUGGGUAUUGAGACUGUUGAUACUUCUCUUGAAACCAAUACACGGUACUCUCCUGCUGAGGGUGUUCCUUUGUCCGAUCCGAAUCUUUAUCGCAUUGUUGUGGGAAGUUUGGUUUAUCUCACAGUUACUCGUGCGGAUAUUUCUCAUGUUGUUCUUAUUACCUUCUUGUUUCCUUUGACGUCUUCUCUUGAGCUGCGUGCCUAUAGUGAUGUUGAUUGGGAUGACGAUUGUCAUGAUCGUAAAUCCACCGCCGGAUUUUGCGUAUUUCUUGGAGAGUCUCUCAUUCCAUGGAAGAGCAAGAAACAGGGUGUUGUCUCUACAUCCUCCACAGAUGUUGAGUAUCGUGUUAUGACUGUGACUACAUGUUAG
Molecule: messenger RNA, 468 nt
Organism: Lactuca sativa (garden lettuce)
Lineage: Eukaryota; Viridiplantae; Streptophyta; Magnoliopsida; Asterales; Asteraceae
Source: RefSeq, a predicted model, not a curated record